Molecule: messenger RNA, 351 nt
Organism: Laccaria bicolor S238N-H82
Lineage: Eukaryota; Fungi; Basidiomycota; Agaricomycetes; Agaricales; Hydnangiaceae
Product: WD-40 repeat-containing protein
Exons: 3
Coding region: 1-351 (116 amino acids)
Source: RefSeq, a predicted model, not a curated record
AUGGUCUCAAACGCACAAGACGCAAUAGCAGCGCUCCUCGCCUGUGGUAUUGAGGACGAUUUUGCGCAAGACCUCAUCACGCACGAAAGCGAUUACGAUAAAGUUUGUAACGAUCCGUUGAACUAUCUCGGGGAUCAAUGGAUGGAAAUAAACGCUGCUUUUGUACCUGCCAAUGAUGUGCAUCAGUUAGAGGCGGCCAUGAUUGCCCUUCAUUUCAGGCCUGACGUUGCGAAAUCUUAUUCUCGGACCCUCAUAAACACGCAGGGGCACAUCAGACUCCGCGAGCCUUUUAGUUGGGCAAUGAUGUUUGCUAAUGGCCUCUACAAGUAUGGUAGCGCCGAUCUUUCCUGA